AUGGGAUCAAUCCUUAACGAGAACAAUGUCAACAACAACAACAACGUUGUUGAAAACAAACCUCUUCACAUUGUUAUGCUUCCAUGGUUGGCAAUGGGACACAUAUACCCUUACUUCGAAGUUGCCAAAAUUCUUGCUUCAAAAGGUCACACUGUAACCUUCAUCAACUCUCCCAAAAACAUUGAUCAAAUCCCAAAACCUCCCAAAACCAUUGAAUCAUUCAUCAACUUAGUUAAACUACCUUUACCACACAUAGAACAGCUUCCAGAAGGUGCAGAAAACACCAUGGACAUUCUACCAAACAUGAACCGUUACCUCAAACUAGCUUACGAAGGACUAGAAAAUGAUGUUACUCAGAUUCUCAAAACCUCCAAACCCGAUUGGGUUUUCUACGAUUUCGCUUCUGGUUGGUUAGCACCAAUAGCGAAAACGUUCAACAUUGCUUCUGCUCAUUACAACAUUACACCAGCUUGGAACAAGUGCUUCUUUGAUCCACCUAAGGAUCAAGUUAAAAAAGAUUUCAAACUCGAAGAUAUGUGCGGUCCACCGAAAUGGGUUCCUUUUCAGACAAGUAUUCAUCUUAAACCUUAUGAGAUUAUUCGAGCUUUCACUGCUUUACAAGAUGAAUCAGGUGGAAUGGCUGGUUUUGAUCUUAAUAAAGCUUAUUCGAGUUGCGAUCUUUUUCUUCUGAGAACUUCAAGGGAGCUUGAAGGUGAAUGGUUGGAUUAUAUAUCUGAGCAGUAUAAGGUUCCUGUUGUUCCUGUUGGAUUGCUUCCGCCGUCUAUGCAGAUAAGAGACGAUGAAGAGGAAGAGAGUAAUCCUGAUUGGGUGAAAAUCAAAGAAUGGUUGGAUUCGAGAGAAUUAUCUUCGGUUGUUUAUAUCGGAUUCGGGAGUGAGUUGAAGUUGAGUCAGAAAGAUUUAACUGAGCUAGCUCAUGGAAUUGAGCUUUCUGGUUUACCUUUCUUUUGGGCUUUGAAGAAUCUGAAACAAGGUACACUCGAGUUACCUGAAGGAUUUGAGGAUCGAACGAAGGAACGGGGGAUCGUUUGGAAAACAUGGGCGCCUCAGCUUAAGAUUCUAGCUCAUGGAGCUAUUGGUGGAUGUAUGAGUCAUUGUGGUUCUGGUUCUGUUAUUGAGAAGAUUCAUUUUGGACAUGUUCUUGUGACACUGCCUUAUUUGCUUGAUCAGUGUUUGUUUUCAAGGGCAUUGUUGGAAAAGGAAGUGGCUAUUGAGGUACCAAGGAGUGAGGAAGAUGGUUCCUUUACUAGGGACUCUGUGGCUCAUACAUUGAAGUUAGCUAUAGUGGAUGAGGAAGGAAGUAGUUUAAGGAAGAAUGCUAAAGAGAUGGGAAAGAUUUUCAGUUCUAAAGAUCUUCAUAAUCAAUAUAUUGAUCAUCUCAUUGAUGCUCUUUAUAAGUAUAGAGUUGCUUCUGAUUCCAACAAGGAAUGA
This is a messenger RNA of Lathyrus sativus (Indian pea), 1449 nucleotides long. NCBI's taxonomy places the organism in Eukaryota, Viridiplantae, Streptophyta, Magnoliopsida, Fabales, Fabaceae. The record is from the annotation of a GenBank genome assembly.